GCUGAAGGGGGCACUAGAGCGUGGAAAGGAGGAGCAGGGGGAGUCGGAGGUCAUAAAGGAUUCUCCUGACUCGCCAGAGCCUCUCAACAAGAAGCCCCGUCUGGAAGAGAUCCAACUACCUGAAAAAGCCAAAGGUCCGGUGUCACUGCUCACCAUGUGGACUAACAGAAUCACUGUGGCCAACUCCAGGAAACACCAGGAGUUUGCCGGAAGGAUCAGCUCUGUGAACAACAAGGCAGAGUUAUACCAGCACCUUAAAGAUGAGAAUGGAAUGGACCUCCACGAGAAUGGGAAAGCCACCAGAUGAUGUGACCUGUCUCUGUACAGGAUGCACCCACUCCACCGAACACCUUACCACAGCAGGAAUAUGAGCUUGGACCAGAGAUCAUGUCAAUCUGAGGUGUAUGGACUGUCCUCCCCUACUCUGUCCAUACCAGGCAUAGAUUAAUGGGUAGCAGUCAGACUUUGUAAUUUUUAGAGUGAUUUUUGUUCGUUUUCUACCCACGUUUGUAUGGAUAGGCUCACAUAUUGUGUGAAGCAAUAAAGUUGUCAACAGGCAGUA
This is a messenger RNA of Oncorhynchus tshawytscha (Chinook salmon), 562 nucleotides long. RefSeq names its product integrator complex subunit 13-like. Lineage: Eukaryota; Metazoa; Chordata; Actinopteri; Salmoniformes; Salmonidae. Gene Ontology annotation, biological process: regulation of mitotic cell cycle; centrosome localization. Gene Ontology annotation, cellular component: integrator complex. The record is from RefSeq and is a predicted model, not a curated record.